Molecule: messenger RNA, 537 nt
Organism: Ogataea philodendri
Lineage: Eukaryota; Fungi; Ascomycota; Pichiomycetes; Pichiales; Pichiaceae
Exons: 1
Coding region: 1-537 (178 amino acids)
Biological process (GO): dolichol-linked oligosaccharide biosynthetic process
Cellular component (GO): extrinsic component of endoplasmic reticulum membrane; UDP-N-acetylglucosamine transferase complex
Molecular function (GO): hexosyltransferase activity
Source: RefSeq, a predicted model, not a curated record
AUGGGAGGACAGGUGCUUGUGACGUGCGGGGCCACGGUCUGUUUUGACAGACUCGUGGAGAACGCUCUGGACAAGCGGUUUUUUGGACUGCUGCUGCGGCUUGGGUUCGACCGUCUUGUGGUGCAGUACGGCAAGACGGCCGAGGGCCAAGAGCUCGUGACAAGGCUCACACAACAGUACACCGUCAGCGACGGGCAGUUCACGGUUGACGGCCUGCAUGUGGAGCUGUUGGCGUUCGACGCAGACAUUGUGGCCAACUACACGCAGAAAAGCGACCUGGUGAUCUCGCACGGCGGGACCGGGUCCGUGCUGGACAGUCUGCGGUGCAACAAAAAGCUUGUCGUGGUGAUCAACAGUGCUCUGGCGGACAACCACCAGGAGGAGAUUGCGGAGGCGUUUGCACAACAGGGACUGCUCGAAUAUGUGCGUGGAGACUUGAGUGAGUUGCUACGCGUGACUGAGCGCGUUUGCAACAGGUCGUACAAUAAGAUGCCAAGCCCAAAAGGGAGAAUUGUUGAGGAUGUCUUAUGGAGCUAG